Messenger RNA from Iphiclides podalirius (scarce swallowtail), 243 nucleotides. Lineage: Eukaryota; Metazoa; Arthropoda; Insecta; Lepidoptera; Papilionidae. The record is from the annotation of a GenBank genome assembly.
AUGGGAGCUGAUUACGUGGAGCCAGAUCUAGUCAUGACGCGCGACGGACAAUUAGUCGCACGACACGACAAUGAACUGGGGUUAACAACAGACGUUGCCCAGCACCCCGAAUUCGCCGAUCGCUAUAAGAAGAAGAUCAUUGACGGAAAAGAAAUGGAUGGCUGGUUCACGGAGGACUUCACUCUCUCCGAGUUGAAGACCCUUCGGGCCGUAGAACGUAUACCCGAAACAAGACCAGUUAUA